Molecule: messenger RNA, 1856 nt
Organism: Klebsormidium nitens
Lineage: Eukaryota; Viridiplantae; Streptophyta; Klebsormidiophyceae; Klebsormidiales; Klebsormidiaceae
Source: the annotation of a GenBank genome assembly
AAUGCAUGUGAAUUCCGGAAUCCUGCCAGGACUCGGAGAACAUGACGGCGCCUGGGGCUGGUAGAGGCCAGUCCAUGCCGUUGCCUUCCGUCCCAUCUGGCACUCAUCACCUACUCUUUCUCGCCUUCGGCACUUUAGGGGAUAUUCUCCCUCUUGCCAGCUUGGCGUGCGCUGCAGCCGACGCCAGUUUGCACAUCAGUGUGUCCUUUGCAAGCCACGCCACGCAUUGCUCACUCUUGGAGCAAAUGUUUCAAGGCCAUGCUAUUCAGUUCAGGGGCAUCGAUAGUCGGCCAGUGGUGCCUGUGGAAGAUCGAGAUGUACGGGCCUCUCAGGAAAGCACUGCGUCAGGCCAGGUAUCUUCCAGUGCUACAACAGACCCUCUGUCUGAUGUCCUCUCCAAUGAACACCCAGUGUGUUGUAAGAAGCGCCGCAUUGACUUUGUGGCACCACUUCAGCAGGAGCAGCCAGAUGAUGCAAUAGCGGCUUCUAUCCCAAGCUCGGCAUCCCCCCUAAGUACCCAAGCGACUAGUGUUCCAUCUGCAACUGAUCCCGGCGAGCAAAUACUCGCUGAUAAGCCCCUGCUAGAUUUGAAAUGCACCAAGGCCACGCCCGGUAAGUUGAUCGGAGGAAUAAACUAUGGAGCUCCUUUAUUUCCGCAACCCGCUGCCACAGUCGGGGCAAUAAUUCAGCUGCAACUCAAAGAAAGCUGGGAGUUUGCAAGCGAAGCACUGAGCAAAAGGAAGAUAAAUGACACUGCCAUGUUGGUGUUCAACCUCUUUGCGCUGGAGGCCUAUCACAUCGCGGAGCGCUUGGGCAUACCCUGUUCAGCAGCCAGCCCCUACCUGAUCCCCUAUGCUCCGCCAGCGGGCUUUGAGCGCACGUUCCGGCGCCGGUGGCCAAAGCUGCACACGGCUCUCCAGGACUCGUUGGCGCCGCAGGUUGGCUGGGCUGAGGUGGAGCACUGGAUGUGGCCGCUGUUUGAUGAUGCACGAUGGGGCGACUUUCGGGAGCGCACUCUGCAACUGCCUCGCCGACUGUGGACCAAUGUGCGCCUGCCUCAAGCCCCCCCUCUGCUUUACGGCUUCAGCGAGGCGGUGGUUCCAUGCCCUGGCUAUUGGCCGCGCACAGUUCGUGCCUGUGGUUUCUGGCCUCCUCCCCAAUCCUGGGACGACUAUCUCCAGGAGCAGACCCCCAAAAGCCUCCAUGAGUUUCUAGCGGCGAGCCGUGAUGUGGCCCGUCCGCUUGUCUACAUCGGCUUUGGAGCAGUCGGCAGCAUGGGGUUGCUCCCCCCUGCGGAGCCGCUCAUCUUAUCUUUGCUGUCGGCUUUGGAGGCUGCCGACUUCAGCGGAAUCCUGGUCACAAGCGGGUCGGCCUCUCUAGAGACGGAGCUUUGGGCAAGGCGGGACCGGGGACAGGGGUCGGUGGGCGCAGACACGGCCCAGAACGGAUCUCAGGAGGCGGGCGAUACCGACGAUCUGAAAGCGGGCGUUCUCCUUCCGGGGGGCCGCCUCCUCUGCUUGCGCGGCCCUGUCUCCCACCGCUGGCUGCUGCCGCAGUGCGCGGUGGCCCUGCACCACGCCGGGAGCGGAACCACCGCCGCCGCGAUCCGCGCGGGGAUCCCCCAGGUCACGUGCCCCUUUCUAUUCGACCAGUUCUACUGGGCGGGGCUGCUGGCCUCCCUCGGUUGCUCUCCCCCGCCGCUCACGUCGCCGGAAUUAGUGGCCGGGGGGGCGGCCGGUGUGAGUCGGUCGGUGGCAACGCUUCGGGCAGCUGUGGAACUACGGCCGGCGGCGCAGCGGCUUGCGAGGGAGGUGCAAAACGAGGACGGUAUAGCGUUAGCAGAUUCCGGGAUCUAG